GUUGCGGGUGGAGGGUGUGUGGGGAGCCGCAGUCCUGUUUUUUUUGCUAGGCCACUGGCCGAGCCCUCGCGGGGAGCGGAGCCCGCCUGGGGGACCCGGCCCGCCUGGAGCAUCCCCUCCCAGGUCCUCGGAAGGCCCCUCCAGCCCCCGCAUCGCCGAGUUUUUUAACCAGGUUCCCACUUCCUGCCGUGUCCACCCGGACGCCCCUUCUCUCUCUUCCUGCCGCUCCGCGAGCCUUUGUCUGCAGCGCUCUCGGCUCUGGGACAUUUAAUCCUCUUGUUCCUUGAGGAUGUUUUCCAAGGAGGCCGAGCCGACUGCAGGCGGGUGUUCAUGGAAAGCACCCAGAAAUGCUGCAUUUCUCGUAAUUGUGGAGAGCAAAUUAGCUCUUGUGUUAUUAUCCUUCAGUGGGGCUAUUGGACUGACUUUUCUUAUGCUGGGAUGUGCCUUAGAGGAUUAUGGUGUUUAUUGGCCCUUGUUCGUCCUGAUAUUUCACGCCAUCUCUCCCAUUCCUCAUUUCAUUGCCAAAAGAGCAACAUAUGACUCUGAUGCAACAAGCAGUGCCUGUCGGGAACUGGCAUAUUUUUUCACUACUGGAAUUGUUGUUUCUGCCUUUGGAUUUCCUGUUAUUCUUGCUCGUGUGGCUGUGAUCAAAUGGGGAGCGUGUGGCCUUGUGCUGGCAGGCAAUGCAGUCAUCUUCCUUACAAUUCAAGGUUUUUUCCUUGUAUUUGGAAGAGGAGAUGAUUUUAGCUGGGAGCAGUGGUAGCACUAUAUUCUGAUAAAACGCAUUUAAUUUCUUAUAAUUCAUACUAUAUGUGUGUGCACAUGUGGCUUUUUGCUAUGAAAUUCAAUAUGCUGGGUUUUUUUUUUUUUAUACUUUUAUAUCAUGUUCACUUUAAGGAGGACUGUAUGAGAAAGAGAUUUGUUUUAGUACCAGCAAAUAGACCACUCCAUGUACUCACGUUGAAUUACGUUACUUGGCUCUUCAUAUAGUCAUGGUGCUCUCAGAAAAUAUAUUAACACAGUCUUGUAGCCAGCUGCUCACAUAUGCAAUGCAUCUACACCUUUUGCCUGGGGAUAUGCUUGGAUAGGAGCAGGUCUCAGUUCUGCUCAAGAUUUCAAGAUACACUUGUGGCCCAGAGACACAGAGGUGGCUCCCUCUUUGUGUGGUAGACCCUUGCUUCUCAGAGUGUGGUCCAUAGACCAAGAGCAUCGGCAUCUCCUAGGCACUUACUACAAAUGCAGAAUCUGAGGCCCCACCCCAGACCCAGUGCAUUUUGAUGAGACCCCCAAAUGAAUUGGAUGAGAAGCGCUGUCAUAGAGGACUAAGUAUCAUACACAGUUUCCUUUUCUUCCCCUUGCAGAACCCCUUAACCUCUGCUCAUUUAUGAAAAUUGUUUCACCUGCCCCCAUGUUGAGGCCUAGUUCAGACUCGCUUUGGUAUUUGUGAAAUGUCCUCACCUGUAAUGUGUAGGCUGUUCCUCAAAUUUAUGAAGUGUUCUCAGGAACCAGUCCCUGCUUUAACAGGAUGAGGAAGACUAGAUAGGUGAUUCCAUUUAGUUUCCCUUUAUUAUCCGACACUUCUGUCCCAUUCCUUCCUGUGCUGCUCCUCCUCCCCUCCCCAAACACAUACUAUCAGCAGUUCUGAUUGGUCCUUGCUUCUUCAUGGCUGUGGUCCAUCCUUUCUAUAGAGACAUGGAACCAGGUAAGCAAGCAGAGGGUGAGCUGCUUAAUUUUCCUUACAUGCUGAUGUACUUACUGUCUUUUAUGUCCUGUAGGACUUUUUAUAAGGAUAGUAACACUUUAGGCCACUUUUAAAUGAAUCAUGAGGAAUACAUGUCAUGCUGGAUCCUAUAAUCACAGUCUUUCUAGCUCAACUUGAUGUCCAAGAGAAAGGGAAAUAUGGGAAUUAGAACCACUUAAUCAGAAUAGUAGAAGCAGUGAUUUUAGAGUAUUGUUAAUGUGUGAUAACUGACAUACAUUAAAAACACUGACCCUUUAAGUUUGUAAUCUGAGUAAUUAGCAUAUCCUUUCAUAUUCUGGAAUCAUACUGAGACCAGAAGAAGAUAAAAGUGAUCCCUAAAAGGACAGUAUGCAAAGUUACAUUUUGACCUUGUGCAUGAUUUUAUGUUUUCAGUGUUCUGUGUACAUAUAGAAUUGUUGAAGUUAUUAUUUCCAAUAUUUAUAUUAGAAAAAAUAUAUAGACACUUUAUAAUUUUAACCAGCAUUUUUAAUAACACUUGCACUUAUUGUAUUGUAAUAAAUUUCACUUUAAACACAAAAGAAAAGUUUACUUUAAAAGUCUUUUUUCUGAUGUAGCCUUACUUAAAAGAUAACAAAAGAGUGAGAAUUUCUUGGUGUUCUGAAAUAGACAGUUUUGAGUGAUAAUCUGCCCUGCAAUAGAAUAAUAGCAAUAAGAGUUAAGAUUCCAUUUUGAAUGUCUAGUUGGCUUACAAUAGCUUUUCCUAAGAUGGAAAUAGUGUUUAAUUAUGUUACCUUUUGCAAAAAAAUGUCUUUGUUGCUUGCACAAUAAUCCAGGUAGCCUUAAUGUGUAGCCUUAAAGCAUUGCCUCUUGACUGUAUUUCCAGAAUAUAAAGUACUUGCCUAUAGAAUAUUUGUAGCUAUUCCCUAAUAAUGUAAUGGUUUGUUGAAGUGGUAGAUUAUUCAAUUUGCUCUAUUGUCUGAAAACAGAGACAUUCCAUCUCUUUUCCUAAGAACAAGGUCUGUCUUCCAUUUUUGCAGCCCUUUCUAUCCCCUAAUGCUGUUAGGGCCCAGGUAUACUCCUGUGAGGUUUGCCUUUCCUGGAUCAGGGCCCUUCUCCUAGCCUUCUCUACCUCCUGGGGUUCUUCAUAUUCCAAAAUCACCCACCUUCCUACUACCAAUCAGUUUUCUUAGUAUAGCUGAUAUCAUGUGGUGAUCAGAAGAAAACAAUCUGAUCAAACUCCUUUCCAAGAAA
This is a messenger RNA of Myotis brandtii (Brandt's bat), 2953 nucleotides long. It is a transcript of the gene LEPROT, whose product is annotated as leptin receptor overlapping transcript. The transcript has 4 exons. Lineage: Eukaryota; Metazoa; Chordata; Mammalia; Chiroptera; Vespertilionidae. Gene Ontology annotation, cellular component: endosome. Bases 290 to 763 code for a protein of 157 amino acids. The record is from RefSeq and is a predicted model, not a curated record. Gene Ontology annotation, biological process: late endosome to vacuole transport via multivesicular body sorting pathway; negative regulation of growth hormone receptor signaling pathway.